CGAUUGCCACUGGCAGCCAUCUUGGAUAAAAUUUCAUGAUGGCAUAGUGUCUUUCUAAUUUCUAAAUAAAAAGUGAAUGUAAGAAAUAUUUACAGUGUUAUAAAAUAAAAUUAAUUAUAAAAAAUCAACAUAAUUUUUCAUACAAAUUACCUGUUUAAAAACUGUGGUCGGACACUUUAAUAAAUUAAAAGAACACCAAUAAAACAAAUCAGCUGUUAUCCGUCAAUCGAUGUCAACAAAAUUACAUAAUUUUGUUUAGAAAAACAGUGCAGUCUCCGUUUUUGAGUGUCAUUUUGAAAUUACCAAACAUGCAGGUUCAAUCUUACAGUUUAUUGGACAAAUUAAUAAAGUAGAAGUUCUCAAAACGGCUCGCAAACAUCCGCGACUUUGUGAUUUUUUUGUAUGAUGUAGUCCAAAAUAAUUUUUAGUUAUGGAUCACAACAAUUUGAUAGAGUGCGGUGGAUUUUAUUUCAUUCAUAAUUUUGACUCUGGGAAUCUCGGGCAUGUAGAGAGGGUGCCCACGGAGCUCAUAGCUCCCAGUGUGAACCCAAAAACAAAUGCAACCGAGACCCCAGACUAUGAGUUCAACUUGUGGACUCGUCCGGACUGCGCUGGCACGGAGUUCGAGAAUGGGAAUCGAACAUGGUUCUAUUUUGGAGUGCAGGCUAGUGAGCCUAAUGUAUUGGUGCGGCUAAAUCUUAUAAACCUAAAUAAACAAGCUAAGAUGUACAACCAAGGAAUGGCUCCAGUCACUCGGACGUUGCCUGGGAAGCCUCAGUGGGAGAGGAUCAGGGAUCGUCCUGUACAUUCGACGGAUGACAACACCUUCACGUUAAGUUUCAAAUAUCGUACUUCAGAGAAUAUGAAGGCUACAACAUUUUUUGCAUUCACAUAUCCAUUCUCCUUUGCUGAGCUCCAAAUAGCUCUGAAUUCUAUUGACAUGAAGAUGCUUCCUCUGCCACCACCUCAGUCUCUGGAUGACAUUUACUAUUACAGAGAAUGUCUCAUCUAUUCACUUGAAGGAAGACGUGUCGAUUUGUUAACGAUAACAUCACAUCACGGUAUCACAACAGAAAAGGAGGAGAGGCUCAAGAAUCUUUUCCCAGAAAACCAAGAACGACCUUUUAAGUUCCAGAAUAAAAAGAUAAUCUUCAUAUCGGCGCGAGUGCACCCCGGUGAAACACCUUCAAGUUUCGUCUUCAACGGCUUCCUCAAUCUGCUGCUUAACCGGAACGAUCCGAUUGCGGUCCAGCUACGGAAGCACUACGUGUUCAAGAUGAUCCCCUUCCUCAACCCUGACGGGGUCGCGAGGGGCCAUUACCGGACGGACACGCGGGGUGUCAACUUGAACAGGGUCUAUUUGAACCCAUCGCUUGUCUAUCACCCCACUGUGUACGCUUCGAGAGCGCUAAUAAGGUACUACCACUUUGGCUGUGAAAAAGAAGACAUCAUCGAAGAUAGCAAAAGUUUCACUUCACGGAGUAUACAGAACAUCAGCGAAAGUGCAGAGCUACUAGACGCAAAGAAGAAGAAAUCCUCAAACGCCUCCACGUUCAAAGGCAACGAGUUCAAACGCGAGAAGUCGGGCAAGUCCACGACCAGCACGAAGUCUUCCACCACCAUCAAGCAGCCAUCUUCAGAAAGCGCGAGGAAGCAAGACAGCAAGAACCUAAGCGGGGAGGCCGCGCACUUAGCGGAACAAGUCUACGACAUGAAACUCCAAGAGAUGCCGUCCCAAACAUCGGACACUUCGUCCAAGCCCUCCAACACUAACAUCGCGGAGACAGCCUCGCUUCUCAACGACAACAUGUUGCGGACAUGUCUCGGCUCCAACGUCCACCUUAGCACGAGCGAAGAGCUGAACUUCCAAGGAUCCAACCCGCUCCGGCCGCUAAGGGACACAUUGAAGAAUUCCAUCAGUUUGCUGAUGGAAUCCAAUUCGUCGGUUACUGGGGACAGCUCGCUAGGCGGCAAAGAAUCGCGGCUGUCCAACGUACGCAUGGGCUGGUGCCAGGAGUGCCGGCGCGCCGUCAGCGAGCUGGAGGACACCAUGCCCGGCAUCGCCGCCAUGGUGCCCGGCUACAGCGCCUCCAUGCUGCGUCAAGACAGUCUCAAAAGUCACAACAUUGAAGAAUACAGGGAACAUCAAAAGCAGCAGAUUGACGAGCAAGAACGAUCCAUGCACGAAGUCGAACCUGGUGAGAAGGACGACACGAUUUAUUUCUGCACUAACUGCUUCAAGAAAUAUGUCAUCACAGAAUAUAACGAGGAAGUUAAGCUGUGCGACGCGGUGUCGACGGCCAGCGUGGCGGUGUCGGCGGGCGACAGCGGCGAGCCGCACGCGCACGACGCCAAGCACGCGCCGCCGCCGCCCGACCCGCCCGUGCAAGUGUCGCCGCCCCAAAAGGACGACAAGUCCAAGCCGGCCGCCAAGAAAGCGGCAAAGAAACCGCCGCCCGCGCCCGCGCCGCGCCCGCCGCCGCGCGAGCCGGAAUCCGGCUUAUAUCUCUACAUCGACCUGCACGGGCACGCCUCCAAGAAAGGCAUCUUCAUGUACGGCAACCACUUCGAGGACGUGGACAGCUCGGUGGAGUGCAUGCUGCUGCCGCGCAUCAUGUCGCUCAACAACCUGCACUUCCACUUCUCCUCGUGCAACUUCACCGAGCGCAACAUGUACCUCAAGGACCGUCGCGACGGCAUGUCCCGCGAAGGCUCCGGCCGAGUGGCCGUCCUAAAGGCCACCGGCCUCGUCCGCUCCUACACGCUCGAAUGCAACUACAACACGGGCCGGCUGGUGAACGUGCUGCCGCCGACGGUGCGGGACGGGCCGGGCGCGCCCGCCGCCGCGCCAAUGCCGCCCAAGUACACGCCGCACAUCUUCGAAGAGGUAAGACACGGUCGGGCAAAGAAUCUGGAGUAUUUCCGCGAGAUAUCGCCCGUCGAGGUGGGCCGGUCGCUGGGCGCGUCGAUCCUGGACCUGACGGGCGCGCAUCCCAACUCACGCAUCCCGUGCUCCGAGCACCGCAACCUCAGCGCCGUGCGCGAGUGGCUGCGCGCACACACGCGCACCAUGCGACCGCAGUUGACCAUGUCCCGAUUACGGCCUAAGACAUCGUCGCCCACGCGAGUGCCGCUCUACGCCCGCUCCAAAGCCAAGGUGACGGACGAACGGAAAGAAAACACCUACGUCGGAGCGAAAACCGAUUCGGAAAGGAAGCGCAGCCCGCCCGUGCUAGCCCAGCGAUCCGGUCACGACAUCAUCAACGUAAACAUGAAGUUCGCCAAGAAGAACGAACCCGUGAAAACGCCCUCGCGAACACGUUACUUGUCUGAGAACGAGCCCAAGCCGAAGACGCUCUCCACCAAACGGCGCAAUAUUUUAGCCAUUCGCAAGCCGAACUCGAGUAAGACUCAAGUGGGCGGGGUGGUAAAAGCGAAGGUGAGCCGUCGCUCAGCCGACGACGCGUCGAGCCCGCGCGCGUCUCUAGUGUCUGCCAAGCUGAGCAAGCGCAGUUUCUCGCGCUCGGUCCGCAACCGCUGCCGCGCCAUGGCCUCUUCCUCCUCCGACGACAUGCUAGGAGCUUGGGAGGACGUAGCUGGUGGUACUGCUUUGGCUGCUCAUCCCGAGGCUCUCCCAUUAGGUGCCAAGCGCCGGCCGUUAUCAAACCCGCCGCCGCCGCACCUUAAAAAGAUCCGCCUCAAGACCGGCUUGUAGCGCCGCCCGCGCGCCCGCCCCGCCCCCGCCACGCCCCCAGCCGCUCCGUCUACGUCACGCUCGUGAUCACGUCACGGCUGGAGCGGGAAGCGCGACCGUCUGAUGAUUUCUACGCUGACCACAAUUUAACGAAUUUCGGGACGUGCGUCAAGCAUUUUUCAAUAUAUUUGUAGAAUGCUGACACAACGUAGAAUUCGUUGUCAAGUGAGGUAGUGAUGUGGAAGUCUAAAAAUCGUUGAGAUGAUCUCGCUUUUGUUGAACUAUCG
Messenger RNA from Ostrinia nubilalis (European corn borer), 3981 nucleotides. RefSeq names its product cytosolic carboxypeptidase-like protein 5. Gene Ontology annotation, molecular function: zinc ion binding; metallocarboxypeptidase activity. The record is from RefSeq and is a predicted model, not a curated record. Lineage: Eukaryota; Metazoa; Arthropoda; Insecta; Lepidoptera; Crambidae. The transcript has 19 exons. Gene Ontology annotation, biological process: proteolysis. Bases 431 to 3715 code for a protein of 1094 amino acids.